Messenger RNA from Priapulus caudatus, 1312 nucleotides. Its product is annotated as peroxisomal membrane protein PMP34-like. The transcript has 9 exons. Gene Ontology annotation, cellular component: peroxisomal membrane. The record is from RefSeq and is a predicted model, not a curated record. Gene Ontology annotation, biological process: transmembrane transport. The coding region runs from base 65 to 985 and encodes 306 amino acids. NCBI's taxonomy places the organism in Eukaryota, Metazoa, Priapulida, Priapulimorpha, Priapulimorphida, Priapulidae. Gene Ontology annotation, molecular function: ATP transmembrane transporter activity; FMN transmembrane transporter activity; coenzyme A transmembrane transporter activity.
GUAUAAAUAUGGCAGCGCCCAUGGCGUGUAAUUGUUGUAAACCUCAGGCACAACAACGACCAAUAUGACACAUUUAUUUUCAUACGAAACGUUUGUCCAUGCGGUGGCAGGGGCUACGGGCAGUGGUAUUGCCAUGACCGUGUUCUACCCUCUAGAUACCGUGAAGAUAAGACUGCAGGUGGACGAUGGAAGAAUACCAAGAAGCAUACCAGUACUGGACGCUAUUGACAUUGCAAGAGAAGAGGGAGUGCUGGCACUGUAUAGAGGACUUCACUCUGUCAUCACCAGUCUGUUCACUUCCAACUUUGUAUACUUCUACACAUUCCAUGGACUGAGAAGGGUCCUUAUACCGGCUGGUGAGAGAAGUGCAGUCAAAGACCUGCUAAUAGGAACCAUUGCAGGUAUUGUGAAUGUGGUGAUAACCACACCACUGUGGACAGUCAACACUAGACUACAGUUGCAGGGAACCAAGCUUAAAGGUGGUGAACACAGAAAUGUUUCACACUACAGUGGAAUCGUAGAUGGCUUAGUAAAGAUCGCCCGAGAAGAAGGCCUUGCAGAAUUGUGGCGCUCUUGCCCUGCCUCUCUCCUUCUCGUCUGUAACCCUGCCAUUCACUUCACGCUUUAUGAAGCUUUGAAGCGACGACUCCACCGGCGACUAGGAGUGAAGGAAUUGAGUGCACUGACAUACUUCUUGCUUGGAGGCCUUGCAAAGUGUAUAGCAACCACAGCGACCUACCCUAUGCAGUUUAUACAGUCCAAGCUGCGGGCCGGCCAACUAAACACGAACAACUCUAAGCAUUCCCUACUGAUGUCUGUGCUGGAGCUCGUUCGGAGUAAGGGCAUGGUGGGAAUGUACAAGGGUCUGGAGGCCAAGCUCUUUCAAACAGUUCUCACGUCUGCGCUGAUGUUCCUCUGCUACGAGGAAAUCAUUUCAUUUGUCUUCGCUCUUCUGAGAGUGAAAGGAGCCGCAGCUGUGAAGUAGUGACGACGGUCGAAUGUCGUCUGCUAAGCGGCAGCCAUAUGCAUUUUGACGAGGUUGUAUAACUAAGUGCAGGUGGACGACACACCUCGCAGUUUUCUCCCGCUUAUUAUUACGUUUGAUCUUGUUUGCGUGGAACUAGUGAUUAGAAGAAGAAGUUUAUGAAACGCAUGUAGUUGUUACUGUGUUAACGCAUUUUUACGAUCAACGAGUAAAUAUUGUUUGAAAUGUAUGCACAAUGCCUGUACAUUAGGAAAUUGCUAAUGAUGAUAUUAUUAACUAAACUAUAUGCUGUACUAUGAGCACAAUUUUAACUUACGUGAAUUUAAU